This is a messenger RNA of Ilex paraguariensis (yerba mate), 669 nucleotides long. Lineage: Eukaryota; Viridiplantae; Streptophyta; Magnoliopsida; Aquifoliales; Aquifoliaceae. The record is from the annotation of a GenBank genome assembly.
AUGGGUAUCACUGGGGAGCUGGUUAGGAGUGUCUUUUCCAAAAGCCGGUCCGUUGGAGCCCAUGAGAGCAAUGUAAGGAGCAAUGCUGGGGAAAAAAGAAGAUGGAGCUCAGUUAGGUCUUACCUAUGUGGUGAUGAACUUAAUUCAGCCAUUGCAGAGGAGGAUUCAGCUUCUGUUAGGAGCACCAGAGCUGCUACUACACAGCCUGAAUUGAGUUCAGUACUUCUGGAAGAGGAUAAAGCUUCUGCCAAUAACUCUGAGGCCACUGUCACACAACCCAUAAUAGAGAACUUUACUGAAAAAGGAGAGAUCCAAAGCAAAGAAACCAAUGAAGAAACACAAGAGGAAAAGCAGAAUUCAACGGCAAAAUUGUUUCGAAAAGAUGAUGCAGCAAUUGUCAUCCAGUCGGCAUUUAGAAGCUUUCUGGCAAAGCGUCGUAAUGAAGGAAUCAAGUUGGUGGAUGCUGCACAAGAGCUCGGUGUAGAAAUAGGAAGUCCAAGUAGGGUGUCUAUAGGUACAUCAAUCGCAGUUCAAACUGCAAACUCGGCUGUAGCCUUCUCACUUCGAGAGGAAAGCUUUGCUGUGCCCCCUCGAUUGCCACCGAGAGCUAGAACUCAGGUGCUGAAGCUACAGGUAAAAAUGCCAAACUUUUAUUGCUCCAAUUCCUAA